Paramecium pentaurelia is the source of this 306-nucleotide messenger RNA. The record is from the annotation of a GenBank genome assembly. NCBI's taxonomy places the organism in Eukaryota, Ciliophora, Oligohymenophorea, Peniculida, Parameciidae.
AUGAAGGGAUUCUGUAAUUUUUAGAAAAUUCUUCUUCAUUAUAGUAGAUUAAAUACACAAUGCACAAGAGUUUAACUAAGGAUGUAUGAAUUUUAAUAUAACUUUAGAGCUAAUUAAUAAGUUAAUAAGUAAUUCAGAUGUUGUUCUUUAAUAACUUCUUUGCAAUAUUUUACUUUUUGUAAAACUAACCUACUUGGAUUUAUUGAUUUAUUGGAUAGUAAUUAGUUUAAUAUAAUGAUUAUAGUUCAUAAGAUUUUAAUUUAAUUAGAAGUGGAGAAUUGGACUCAAAAAAUGAUUCAUGUUUGA